This is a messenger RNA of Syzygium oleosum, 1540 nucleotides long. Its product is annotated as MATH domain and coiled-coil domain-containing protein At2g01790-like. Gene Ontology annotation, molecular function: protein binding. The transcript is spliced from 3 exons. The coding region runs from base 234 to 1328 and encodes 364 amino acids. The record is from RefSeq and is a predicted model, not a curated record. Lineage: Eukaryota; Viridiplantae; Streptophyta; Magnoliopsida; Myrtales; Myrtaceae.
CCUCUGAACCUGAAUAAACAACUCCUGGGUUUUCCUCUCUAACUUCACGGGGAAGCUUUCUACUGUUUUUCUCUUUUGCUUUCCCCCAUUCCCACUUUUUCUUAAAAAGCCCGACACUUCGAACAGAUCAUCACCUCGAAGACGAAGAGUCAACAACGUUCGAUAAAAAGAAACAUCCGUGUUGUUUGCGAAAGUUGAUCUUGCAGAAGCAGCAGCCCAAUAAAAAGAAAGAAAUGGACGAACAAAAUGAUGUUAACCGGGGAGAAUUCACGUGGAAGAUCAGCUACUUCAGUGAGCAAGAUGCCAACAAGCUUUACUCGGAAGCAUUCACAGUUUCUGGUUGUGAAUGGAUGAUUGUUGUAUACCCCAAGGGGAAUAACACGGACCAUUUGUCGCUGUACCUCGAUAUUCCUGAUUCUGCGACAUUGCCGGACGGGUGGACCAGAAAAGCCAAGUUCAGCUUGAGUGUGAUCGAUCAGAUCAAUGAUGUUCUCUCUAUUAGAAAGGAGAGGCAACAUUAUUUCACUACGAAACGGAGUGACUGGGGUUUCAAAAAUUUCAUUCCAUUGACUACGCUCCAUGAUCCUACUUGGGGAUUCCUAGCAAAUGACAGUUUGGUGGUUAAAGCCGAAGUUUGCGUCUUGACAGUUUCUCCUCCGGUGAACAUUCAGCCAGCUAGUCCAACUGAUAACUUUGACUCCUAUUUUACUGGUCUUGAGAAACUCAUCAACGCUGCUGAGACUAAUGGUGAUAGUGUGGGAUCAAGUUUGUGCCACCAAGAUGGGGCCUUGAGGGCUGAAAUUCCUAGCUUAGAAGAAGUUGCUAAGGCUAAGCAGUCUUUGAAGGAAUGCCUUUCGGAUCUCUUUAAAUUGAAUAUGAAAGAGAGGCUAUCUGAGGCAUUAUCAACUUUAAGCUCAGCCAGAACCGGAUUAUCGUCACAGCAAAAAAUAGCAAUUGAGACAUUUCAGGCCAAUUUCAAUGAUUUCACUUCCGACUUCUUAACAUUUGAGCAGGACAAUGCUGAGUUUGAGCUGCAUAAACUACAAAAGGAUCAAAGGUUCUCUGCUAUGAAGAAGUGCCACGAGACUCACAUCUUGUAUAAGCAGUUAAUGGAUGACCUCAUCAAGGAAGAGGAGGAAGUGAAGCGUAGGAGGGACAAGCUUCUCUCAGACUGGGAGGUCUUGCUGGUUGAGUCCGAAGAAGCGAAGUCGGGCUAUAAAGAUGAGCAGAAGAAAGUAGCAGAGGCUGAGGAAAAGAAGAGAAAAGCCGAAGAAAGGAUGUCUAGAUCAACCACUGCUUGGUCAAAUUUGAAGGCUCAAUUCUGUUAAAACUUUAAGGUUUCAAAUAGACUAUGAGGCAAUUGUUCACGUAAGUAUGGAAAAUUGUGUUUUAGCUUGAUUAUUUGUUGGCCAAUUUUCGGCAGAACAAUUGCUUAGGGGGACUCAUGUGAUUGAUCCUAUAUCAUGUUAUUUCAGACAGCAUGUCCGUCAGAUAUAUACAUACAUAUGUAUGUCUACAGAGUUAGUUUUUGAUGUCUUCA